This is a messenger RNA of Argentina anserina (silverweed cinquefoil), 2385 nucleotides long. RefSeq lists its product as uncharacterized. The record is from RefSeq and is a predicted model, not a curated record. Gene Ontology annotation, molecular function: nucleic acid binding; RNA-DNA hybrid ribonuclease activity. Gene Ontology annotation, biological process: DNA integration. NCBI's taxonomy places the organism in Eukaryota, Viridiplantae, Streptophyta, Magnoliopsida, Rosales, Rosaceae. The coding region runs from base 1 to 2385 and encodes 794 amino acids. The transcript is spliced from 3 exons.
AUGAACCUGAUUUUCCACGAUGUGCUGGGGGGCAUUCUCGAAGUAUAUAUUGAUGACGUGGUGGUCAAGUCUAAGAAGAAAGAAGAUCACAUCAAGAAUUUGAGAACAGUGUUCACUAGGAUGAGAAAGUACAAGCUCCGGAUGAACCCAGUUAAAUGCAUUUUUGGGGUUCGAGCAGGAGACUUCUUGGGUUUCAUCGUGUAUGAACGAGGUAUUGAGGUCGCGGAGGAUAAGGCAAAAGCGGUUCUAGACACGCCGACACCAAGGAACAAGAAGGAACUUCAGAGACUCUUAGCACAAGAUGGUGAUGGAGAGGGGAGCAAGAAGAUUGAGCAUGCGGUUUAUUACCUGAGCCGAACCUUAUUAGACGCCGAAACUAGAUACUCGCCAAUUGAGAGGUUGUGCUUAGCUUUGUACUUUACUGGUACUAAGCUCCGCCAUUACAUGUUGUCCUUCACUACGGUGGUGGUGGCACAAACAGAUUUAGUGAAGUAUAUGCUUACUAGACCUAUGCUUAGGGGUCAGAUUGGCAAGUGGAUCUUGGCGUUAUCAGAGUUUUCUUUACAGUAUACACUUUUAAAGGCGCUCACAGGACAGGCAAUGUCCGACUUUUUGUUGCACCAUCCUAUUAUGGAAGACGUUGAAGACCAGAACGUGGUAGUCUCCUUUGUUCACACUCAGCCUUGGGUUAGGUAUUUUGAUGGUUGCAUCACUGAUCAUUUGUCAGGAGCGGGUGUUGCAUUGGUUAAUCCUUCCGGAGUGAGACAUUGUUACUCUUUUCAGCUCGAAUGGAAGUGCACUAACAAUCAGGCAGAAUAUGAGGCCAUCAUCAUUGGCCUGGAGCUGUUGCUUGAUCUGGAGGUCACCGAGGUAGAGAUAUUAGGUGAUUCACUCCUAGUUAUUAAUCAGCUCAAGGGUGUCUAUAAGUGCAACAAUUUUACAUUACUUCCUUUUUGGGAGCGAGCAUCGGAAUUGUUAGAGCAAUUUAUAGACGUGGUGCUUGACUAUAUUCCUCGAGAACGAAAUUUCGCUGCCAAUGAAUUAGCACAGCUGGCUACGGGCAUUCGUUUGGCAGAUGGCGUUCGCGAGAGGAUUUUGAAGGUUCAGAGACGCACAUUACCUUCCUUUCUGGCAACAAAAGAGGUUAACGAUGAAUGGUUGGUAGCGGUUAUUGACCCCAUUGAUGUAGAUUGGCGGCAACCAAUUAUCCAGUACCUCACUGAUCCUUCUGCACCGGUGGACAAGAGGGUUAGAUAUUUUGCUACUAACUAUGUCCUUCGAGGCGGUGAGCUAUUGCGCAGGACAGAAGAUGGCUUAUACCUACGAUGCAUCUAUGGAGCUGAGGCUAAGAGGUGCUUACGAGAGGUUCAUUGUGGCAAUUGUGGUUCUCACCAAGAUGGUCUAAAGAUGCGGUGGCUCAUUCGUCGCUAUGGUUUCUAUUGGCCUACCAUGCUCAAGGACUGCAUCUGCUUCGCGCAGGGUUGCAUUGAAUGUCAAAUGCAUGGACCAGUCCAGCAUGUGCCUGACGUUCCCCUGCAACCAAUAAUUAAACCUUGGCCAGGUCGCGGAUGGGCUUUAGACUUUAUUGGGGAGAUUUAUCCCAAUUCUUCUUUACAACACAAGCACAUUCUACUGGCUACAGACUUCUUCACUAAAAUGUUUGGUGGCAGACAGGGGGGGGCAGGUUUCAUGGCUGAAAGGACUCAGAAAUUCUUAGCUGGCUAUGGGAUCAAGUUUCUGCAUUCCAGUCCUUAUUAUGCUCAAGCAAAUGGCCAGGCCGAAGCUAGUAACCACGUCAUUAUGUCUAUACUCAAACGAAUGUUGGAUGCAAAUCCGCGAUCUUGGCAUACAGAGUUGGAUCACACAUUAUGGGCUUAUAGAACUUCCAAACGUACUCCAACUGGUACUACACCUUAUGCGUUGAUGUAUGGACAUGAUGCGGUACUUCCUAUAGAAAUUAAUGUUCAGUCGUUAAGGGUUCGCGAGCAGCACCAGUUGAUUGGUGGGGAUUAUGUUCAAGCUAUGUUUGAAGAGCAUGAGGACUUCGACUUUCGCCGGAUGGAAGCUCUCGACAGCCUCAUUGCCGAAAAGAAAAGGAUAGCACGACUUUAUGACAAACGCACGAGAGGACGCAACUUUGGAGUUCGGGACUUAGUUUGGAAAGCUUGUCUGCCUUAUGGUGAGCGAGUUGAUGGUCGUGGUAAAUGGUCUGCUAAAUGGGAAGGUCCUUUUGUGAUUGAUAGAGUAAUGGGCAAAGGCGCCUACUACCUUCGCGAUACUGAUGAGAAUGUUCACAGAAAUCCCAUAAACGGUCGCCAUCUUAAGAAGUACUUUCCUAGUGUUUGGGAGUAUGAAGAUCCACCGCCAGCGGUGCAAGCACAAUAG